AUGGCGGCAAGGGGGAGCGGGCUUUGGUGUGUGUGUGUGUGUGUGUGUGUGUGUGUGUGUGUGUGUGUGUGUGUGUGUGUGUGUGUGUUUGUGUCGGAUGUUUGCUCAUGCGCGUGGCUGUGCCAACAUGGCGUGGCGCUGAUGCUGGCGCUGCACGCAGGCAUUUAUUUUAUCUUGCGCGCCUGGGCUGAAUCCCUGCAUCCCUUUUUCGCGGCGUUGGUCAAUGCGCUGACGUGGUAUCAAACGCUCAUCAUCAUCGCGCUCUAUCGGGAUCAGCGGGCGGGACGACUCACCUUUCGGCGGGGACGCGCGCGUGGAAAGCCGGUUCAGCGCCUCCCAGAUUUGAUGCGCCGCACGCUCACCCUAUACGAUACACGCGUGGCCAUUCCCGUCUCCGAGCUGGGCUCUGACGAGCUCGCCGCCUACCGCGGCCACCUGCAUCGCAUGACCCGCCUGGCCCUCGUGGUGCUCAUCUUGGGCAUGGCCAGCUCCCUGUACAUCGUCCCCCACUACCCCAACGAGUUGUGUAUGCUGGGCCUCGGCCACCUGGAUACCCGCUCUUCCCUGGCCGAGUUUUGGGGCCGUCGCUGGAACACCGUCGUCCAACCCGUCCUCAAGUCUUGCUUCUUCACUCCCACCGUCCAGGACCUCAGCUUGCCCGUGGCAGCUGGCGUCUUAAUGGCUUUUAUUGGCAGUGGGCAUUUGCACGCCUACCCCAUGUGGUUGGCUGGGGCUAGCUGGUGGGAUGGGGGCCUCGUUUUCCUUUUCUUCCUUCUUCAUGGUAUCGGUGUACUCUUGGAGGGAGCGCUGCUGGCCCGCGCACCCCGCACUCGCACUUUGUUUGCCUGGUUCUGGAUGAUUAUUUCGGUGUUUCCACUCUAUCACGGCAUCUUCAUGGCCUAUGAUGAGCUGGCACGUCACCCGCAGGCCUGAACAGUCUCAGCUCUUCAAGACAGAUCAGAAUCGAUUUACACGCC
Monosiga brevicollis MX1 is the source of this 977-nucleotide messenger RNA. RefSeq lists its product as uncharacterized. The transcript has 6 exons. Bases 1 to 933 code for a protein of 310 amino acids. Gene Ontology annotation, biological process: lipid metabolic process. The record is from RefSeq and is a predicted model, not a curated record. NCBI's taxonomy places the organism in Eukaryota, Choanoflagellata, Craspedida, Salpingoecidae.